CGUUGCCUCAGCCUGCCGCGCGGACCUGCGAGCCGGUUAGCAGCCGCCCGCCCGCCCGUUUGCCCGGGGCUGCGGUGGGCCAGGAUGUCGGGCUUCCUGGAGGAGCUGCUCGGCGAGAAGCUGGUGACGGGCGGCGGCGAGGAGGUGGACGUGCACUCGCUGGGCGCCCGCGGCAUCUCGCUGCUCGGGCUCUACUUCGGCUGCAGCCUGAGCGCCCCCUGCGCGCAGCUCAGCGCCAGCCUGGCCGCCUUCUACGGCCGCCUGCGGGGGGACGCGGCGGCUGCAGCCGGGCCGGGGGCCGCGGCCGGGCCAGGGCCGGGGGCCGGGGCAGCCGCGGAGCCGGAGCCGCGGCGCCGUCUGGAGAUCGUCUUCGUAUCGUCGGACCAGGACCAGCGACAGUGGCAGGACUUCGUGCGGGACAUGCCAUGGCUGGCGCUGCCCUACAAGGAGAAGCACCGGAAGCUGAAACUUUGGAACAAGUACCGAAUUUCCAACAUUCCAUCACUAAUAUUCCUGGAUGCCACCACUGGAAAGGUUGUAUGCAGGAACGGCCUCCUGGUGAUCCGAGAUGACCCAGAAGGUCUGGAAUUCCCUUGGGGGCCUAAGCCCUUCAGGGAAGUCAUUUCCGGGCCCUUGCUUAGAAAUAACGAGCAGUCGCUGGAGAGCAGCAGUCUGGAGGGGUCUCACGUGGGAGUCUAUUUCUCCGCACACUGGUGCCCACCCUGCCGAAGCCUAACCCGGGUGCUGGUGGAAUCCUACCGGAAGAUCAAGGAGGCAGGCCAGAAGUUUGAGAUCAUCUUUGUUAGUGCAGACAGGUCAGAGGAGUCGUUCAAACAGUACUUCAGUGAGAUGCCCUGGCUUGCUGUCCCCUACACCGAUGAAGCUCGGCGGUCACGCCUCAACCGGCUUUAUGGAAUCCAAGGCAUCCCCACGCUCAUUGUGCUGGACCCUCAGGGGGAGGUGAUCACGCGGCAGGGGCGUGUGGAGGUGCUCAACGAUGAGGACUGCAGGGAGUUCCCGUGGCACCCCAAGCCCGUGCUAGAGCUCUCCGAAUCCAAUGCCGUGCAGCUCAACGAGGGCCCCUGCCUCGUCCUUUUUGUGGAUUCUGAGGAUGAUGGAGAGUCUGAGGCAGCCAAACAGCUGAUUCAGCCAAUAGCUGAGAAAAUAAUUGCCAAGUACAAAGCCAAAGAGGAAGAGGCACCCCUUUUGUUCUUUGUGGCUGGGGAGGAUGAUAUGACUGACUCCCUGCGCGAUUAUACCAACCUUCCCGAAGCUGCCCCCUUGCUCACCAUUCUGGACAUGUCAGCCCGGGCCAAGUAUGUGAUGGACGUGGAGGAGAUCACCCCUGCCAUUGUGGAGGCCUUUGUGAAUGACUUCCUAGCAGAAAAACUCAAACCAGAGCCCAUCUAGUGGGACUCCGGCCUCUGGAGAUGUUAUUUAAAACAGUCUUCUCCCCUUCCUUUCUUCCACCCUUGGAUUUUUUCCCCCCAGCAUAUCCUCAAACAACCCGUGUCCAUCCUCUCUGCGGUGCCUUGUUUCUGCAUUCACUCCUCAGCCCGCACCUGAGGUGCGAGUCCUCGCAGCAGCAGCUGCAGUGGCCAUCGUGUUUGGAGACUCACGGGAUGGCAUGGUCAGCCGGAACUGGGACUGCCGCACUCUCUCCAGGCCACUAGCUCCUCAUGAAAGACCCUAAGCAAGCGGGGACAGCCAGCUGGGGCUCUGGCUUUGACUCUGGGGCCAGCAUGCACAUCCAGAGGCUGAGACAGCAGAAGGCGACUGCUCAGUGAAGUGCUGUGGCCUCAGCAGGCAUCUGAGAGCAUCCUUUUGCAAGGAACCUGGUUUUUUUCUUGGUUGGAUGGAAAAACAACAGCUUGUCAGUGGGUUCUUGGUCAGAGGACCCCCCCUAAUCUAAAAGGAAGCAUGUAAGGUGUUAAUGGUGAGAAAAUCAAGUAGCUAAGCAAAUGAUUCAUAUAGUAAUUGCUUACUUUUUAUUGGGUUCCUAUCAUGGGAUUUGUUUCUCAUUCCCUUUUAUUUCCUUCUUCCUUCCUUUCCAAAGUUUCUGCCUCCUCCCUACAAGCAGCUCCCACUAUCUUGGGAUUUCAUUUUUGAAUUCUUCCCCUUGGAUGGACAUGGUCCCCAGAAUUUGGCCCUGAGCUCCUAAAGGAGCACUGCUCUGCCAGCACAGACCUGUCUCAACCACGAAAUCUUCCCUAUUCUAUCACCUGUCAUUCUUCCUUUUCAAAACAGAAAAAGGUGAAAAGAACUUACCAGAAGCCUAGCUUUUCCUAAGAUACAGAAGUGUUGUAUGUUAGUUCUGGGGCAGCAAUGAGAGGACAGAAGGUAUGGCAACUACCUAGAGGCCUUAGAUCCCCUUGGUUGGUCCCAUGUAGCCCAGCCUCUUAUUUGAGCUGAAGUGACCAUUAAGAGAAACACUAGAGUAUCCUCAGGAUUCAGGGUGCUGGGCUUUGGCCUAAGGAUUCCUAGGUGUGUUGUCUGUCUCAAUCGGGUGUUGGGACUUUAUAAAGAAUCCCAGGCCUUGCCUUCAGCUCUAUUCAGCAUUCUGCCAACCAAAACCAUUUAUUUGGAAAGUUUCCUCCAAUAAGCUGUUAACACUGUUGUCCCUUGCUGAAUUGGAUUGUUGAUUUGUAGCUCGGAGGUGAAAAAUUAGUUGGUAAUUAGCGUAUUUGAUGUUGUCAGCCUGAAAGGCAAUCACCUAGAAAGAAAUAAAGCAGGCAUCUCUGGAUGUUAUCAUUCA
Messenger RNA from Perognathus longimembris pacificus (Pacific pocket mouse), 2755 nucleotides. It is a transcript of the gene Nxn, whose product is annotated as nucleoredoxin. The transcript has 8 exons. The record is from RefSeq and is a predicted model, not a curated record. The coding region runs from base 85 to 1410 and encodes 441 amino acids. Lineage: Eukaryota; Metazoa; Chordata; Mammalia; Rodentia; Heteromyidae. Gene Ontology annotation, molecular function: thioredoxin-disulfide reductase (NADPH) activity.